Molecule: messenger RNA, 1301 nt
Organism: Syzygium oleosum
Lineage: Eukaryota; Viridiplantae; Streptophyta; Magnoliopsida; Myrtales; Myrtaceae
Product: protein VACUOLELESS GAMETOPHYTES-like
Exons: 2
Coding region: 167-1078 (303 amino acids)
Source: RefSeq, a predicted model, not a curated record
AAAAAUAAAAAAUAAAAAUUUGUCUUGCUGGCAUCCUCUUUGUGCAUGGUUCCUUCUUUGCAAACAGUACCAAUCUUUUCCUCUCCCCUAUUAAUUAUUCUCCUCCCUGUUCUCCAAUUUGCACCCCCACUUUUGGUUCAGAGGGAUUUUUGCACAUUCCAUCACCAUGUUGAGAGCAAAGUCCAUGAUCAAGUCCAGAACACACAGCCUCAAGAGGUCUCAAUCAACCGAAAAACUUCCCUCCCCUCCUCCUCCUCCUCCUCCCCCGACCACCACUUUGCCCUCGUCGUCGGAGACGACAUACACCCGGAGGAAGUCGCUUUUGGUCGAGUUCCCGACGUCUCCACAGCUGAUUCUCGGGGAGGAGAUAAUCCACUCCAGCCACCCGCAGCACGCCCUGUCCAAGAUCGACCUGCCCGACCUCUUCACGUGCGCGGGGUGCCGAGAGUACGGUGCGGGCAAGCGGUACACGUGCCAGCUCUGCGACUUCCAGCUGCACGAGUUCUGUGCCCUGGCCUCUCCUAAUCAGGUCCUCGAGAACCAUCCAUUCCACCACCAGCACGACCUCUUUUUCCAUCCCAAGCCAGUGAAAAGCGGAAUAGCAAAAUCGAGGUGCGAUGCUUGUGGGAAACCCAUCAAGGGCUACGCUUUCCGUUGCGGAACUUGUAGUUUCCAGAUGCACCCGUGCUGCGAGAUGCUACCGAAGGACAUCAUCUUCUCUAACCAUCCUCACACGCUGCAGCUUCUGCCACCGGCGGCUUCGUCGAGUGCUGACCCUGGUUUCGUCUGCGGGGAAUGCAGGAGGAGGAGGUCGGGCCGAGUAUACCGAUGCACGGUCUGUGACUACCAUCUCCACGCGGUCUGCGCUAAGAGCAUCGUCAACGGACUCCAUGACAAUGAUAUCAAAGGAGUUGAGAAGCCAAGCAUGCUCGGGGCUGCAGCUCGGCUGGCCACGCGAGUGGUUUGCAACUUUAUCGGAGCGCUAGUUGAGGCCCUCGGGGAAGGGGUUGGGGAAGCUUUGGUUCAGAAUGUCGCCAAAGGAGGGAAGUGCGAUGGCAGAAGAAGAAGAGAAGAAUAGGAACUGCAUAAAAAUGUGUGCCGCGGCUUGGCUUGGGUUCGUCGCAUGCGCCGGACUAGUUUCUCUAAUUUGGCCAAGCCCGCAAAAGAGCCUACUAUGUUUCUUUUCAAGAAUGGACUGUCAUUGUUUCAAAAUCUACCUGCUUGACGAGGCAGGAGUUUCUAGGAUGACAAAAGUUACCCUUUGGAUCUUAAAACGAUUAAUGAACACAUGGAUUUUGUAA